CAUUAACUUGUGCUGCAGAGCCAAUGCUCUACAACUUUCCAGUUUUCUUAUGAGCGAUGGAGGAAAUCUAUGAGAAUGUUAAAUAUGACAACUGUGCUGACUUAAGAGCAUCCCAGAAUCAGAGAGGUCCCAGGAGCUCAGAGAGGAGAUUUCAUGGAUCUGUUGUUCUCUGUCUGGGUCUGCUCACUGUUCUCCUGCUGGUUGGACUCAUCGGCCUCAGUGUCCACUACCAUGUCUCCGCUCAGCGUUCAGCUGCAGAACUCUCCUCUAUCAAAGCCAACCUGACUGAGCGUCUUCAGGCCAGUGACAACAAGUCCUCUUCCCUGACUGAAGAGAGAGACCUGCUGAAUGCCAGAAUCACUGAAAUGACUGAAGAGCUGGAAAGACUUCAGAGUUUGUCCAAACAGGUGAAAACCUGUCCUGAAGGAUGGAAGAUGUUUAAUUACAUCUGUUAUCUCCUCUCCACUGAGUCUGGUACCUGGGAUAAAGCCAGAGAGGACUGCAGAAACAGAGGAGCAGAUCUGGUGGUGAUAGACAGCGAGGAAGAGGAGAUGUUUCUUUUUGGGCUCGCCAAGAAACAAACUUGGAUUGGCUUGACUGACAGAGAAGAGGAAGGGACCUGGAAAUGGAUAGAUGGAACUCCACUGACUCUGAAGUACUGGGCACCAAAUCAGCCUGAUAAUGGUGGUGGAGACUCAAAGUGGGGUGAAGAGGACUGUGCACAAAUAAGAGAUGAUGACAACACCCAUUGGAAUGAUCUGUCCUGUGAAGCUCCUCUGCAAUGGUUUUGUGAAAAAUAGCAAACAUUGCUGUAUAAUUAAGAUAUGUUAUUUGUAUGUUUGUGUAUGAUUGUGCCAAAUGCCACUUGAAGCAUAUAUAUGUUAUAAUAAAAAAAUAAAUCAA
Messenger RNA from Dicentrarchus labrax (European seabass), 903 nucleotides. Its product is annotated as CD209 antigen-like protein E. The transcript is spliced from 6 exons. Lineage: Eukaryota; Metazoa; Chordata; Actinopteri; Moronidae. Bases 57 to 800 code for a protein of 247 amino acids. The record is from RefSeq and is a predicted model, not a curated record.